AGUGACAACGCAAGUGUCAUUACUUAUUUUCUACUGCUGGAAUUCUCUGAGGUUCGGGACCUAAAGAUUAUACACUUUUUUGUCUUCCUUACACUGUAUCUACUGACCAUGACUGGGAAUCUUCUCACCAUCUUUGCAAUAGUUUUUGACCAUCAUCUGCACUCUCCUAUGUACUUCUUCUUGAUGAAUUUGGCCAUAUUGGAUCUUGGAUCAGUCUCUGUAACCAUACCUAAAUAUUUAGUUAACUCCUUAUUGAAUACCAGAUGGAUUUCUUACUCUGGAUGUGUUGCACAGGUUUUCUUCCUAAUAUUCUUUUUGGCAUCUGAUUUUGCUCUACUCACAGUGAUGGCUCAUGAUCGGUACGUUGCCAUUUGUAACCCUUUACACUAUGAAACAAUAAUGAACAAAGCAAGCUGCAAACAAAUGGUUGCCAGUGCCUGGAUCAGUGGCCUUCUAUAUGGAGCAAUGCACACUGGUAGCACUUUUGCAAUUUCCUUCUGCUCCAAUAUUGUUGACCAAUACUUCUGUGAAAUACCCCAACUACUCAAGCUCUCCUGCACCAACUUACACCUUAUUGAAAUUAGUGUUAUAGUACUGAGUGUUGGUAUAGCUUCUUGUUGUUUAAUUUUCAUCAUUAUUACUUAUGUACAAGUCUUCUCUACAGUACUGAAAAUACGCUCUGUGCAGGGAAGGAAAAAGGCCUUUUCUACCUCCCUUCCUCAUCUCAUUGUCAUUUCCAUGUUUGUAUUUACUGGGCUCUUCGCCUACAUUUUACCUGCAUCUAAUUCCCCAUCAGACCAUGGUGUUAUAUUUGCAGGUAUGUAUUCUGUGGUGCCUCCCAUGAUGAAUCCAUUCAUCUAUAGCUUAAGAAAUAAAGAGAUCAAGGUUGCUCUCUGGAAAAUGCUAAAUAUGAAGGUUUCUUAUAAGAAACCAUUAUUGGAAAUAAAUAAGAUAAGAUGCAUGAUGUGA
Molecule: messenger RNA, 969 nt
Organism: Anolis sagrei ordinatus
Lineage: Eukaryota; Metazoa; Chordata; Lepidosauria; Squamata; Anolidae
Product: olfactory receptor 14A16-like
Biological process (GO): G protein-coupled receptor signaling pathway
Cellular component (GO): membrane
Molecular function (GO): olfactory receptor activity; odorant binding; G protein-coupled receptor activity
Source: RefSeq, a predicted model, not a curated record